Neoarius graeffei (lesser salmon catfish) is the source of this 2760-nucleotide messenger RNA. Its product is annotated as venom phosphodiesterase 1. NCBI's taxonomy places the organism in Eukaryota, Metazoa, Chordata, Actinopteri, Siluriformes, Ariidae. Gene Ontology annotation, biological process: nucleoside triphosphate catabolic process. The record is from RefSeq and is a predicted model, not a curated record. Bases 1 to 2604 code for a protein of 867 amino acids. The transcript has 25 exons. Gene Ontology annotation, molecular function: nucleic acid binding; metal ion binding; nucleoside triphosphate diphosphatase activity.
AUGGACUUGAAAAUGACACUGAAAAACAAGAAGAAAUGCAUUGUUAUUUGCACUUUAGCUGUAUCUGUUGUGACCAUCAUAUUAGGACUGGGUCUAGGGCUUGGACUUCAGCUGCAAAAGUGCAAGAACAAGUUGCCAGAUUCAUGUCAUAACCGCUGUUAUGAGCCAUAUGAUUAUGAGUCUCCAGGUUGUCGAUGUGAUGAGCAGUGUGUGACCAGUAAUACCUGUUGUUAUGAUUUUAUGGAUAUCUGCCACCAGCCAGUUGAGAGCUGGGAGUGUACGCCAUUGCGUUGUGGGGAAAAGCGUGUCUCUGGUAGUAAGUGUCACUGCUCUUCUGACUGUCUGAGUGCUGGAGACUGCUGUACAAACUAUGGCAUUGUUUGCAAUGGAAUGACGCCAUGGGUACAGGAUCAGUGUGUGAGCAUGAACAGUCCUAAGUGUCCUGCUAAUUUUAAGAGACAGCCUCUGCUGCUAGUCUCUCUUGAUGGAUUAAGAGCGGAGUAUCAGUACACAUGGCACUCCCUCAUUCCAGUCUUGGACAAGCUAAGAAAAUGUGGGACAUCUGCUACCUUUAUGCAACCUGUAUUUCCAAGCAAAACAUUCCCGAACCACUACUCCAUUGCUACGGGUCUGUACUGUGAGUCUCAUGGUUUGGUGGAUAACAACAUGUAUGACCCUGAAUUUAAUGCUUCGUUCAGUCUGUCUAAUGCAGAGAAGGACAAAGGGAGAUGGUACCUAGGACAACCGAUCUGGCUCACAGUGAUGGAUCAGGGUCUGCGAGCAGGAACCUUCUUCUGGCCAGGAUCAGAUGUGCAAAUAAAUGGAACUUUCCCAAAUUUAUAUGAAAAAUAUAAUGGAACAAUCCCCUUUGAGCAGAGAGUUUUCACUGUUCUGAAGUGGUUACAGUUGCCUGAUGAUCAGCGCCCUGAUUUCUACACUCUGUAUCUGGAAGAGCCGGAUAAAUCAGGACACAAGUUCGGACCUGUCAGUGGAGGGUUGAUCAGUGCAAUCCAAGGAGUGGACAAAGUGAUUGGACAAUUGAUGAACGGACUCAAACAGCUCAACCUUCAUGAAUGCGUCAACAUCAUCAUUGUGGCUGAUCACGGAAUGGGAGAAACAAGCUGUGACCGAAAGGAGGUUCUACAGAAGUUCAUCGGUGACAUCUCACAUCUCUCAGUGUACCAGGGACCUUUUGGUCGAAUCAGAGCAGUGAAUGAAGAAAUCAGCUUUGAUGCUGGAAGUUUAGUGGCCAACUUGACGUGUAAGAAGCCUGAUCAGAAGAUAAAGCCCUACCUCAAACCUUAUCUACCCAAACGGUUCCACUAUGCACAUAGCAGACGCAUUGAGGACGUCAAUGUACUUGUUGACUCACUCUGGCUAUUUGAGAGCUAUCCAGGUUCUCUCAGUUUUUGUUCGAGAGGAGAUCACGGGUAUGACAAUGAUCACUCGAACAUGCAGGCAAUGUUUCUUAGUUAUGGCCCCAAGUUUAACUUUCAGACUGAGGUUGAGCCGUUCUCCAACAUCGAGCUCUAUAACCUUAUGUGUGAUAUAUUAGAAAUCACUCCAGCGCCUAACAAUGGGAGUCAUGGGAGUCUGAACCAUAUGUUGCGCUCGCCAUACUACAAACCUCAACCUCUAGUGGAGCAGAGUGCACCGGGCCAGUGUCCUCUAACCAGCCUGAAGCCCGCUGACCAACUCGGGUGCUCUUGCAAUGCCCUGGCUGGCCUGAAUCCAAACUCUCACCUCAACCUGUCGGACACUGAAGUGUCUCAGAGCGAGAGCAAGCAUCUGCUGUUUGGCCGACCACUAAUGUUGCAGUUCAAAUCAGAUUACUGUCUCCUGCACCAUCAUGGAUUUAUCAGUGCCUACAGCAAACAACAUCUCAUGCCUCUCUGGAGCUCGUUCACUGUGGAGAAACAGCCGGGAGGAAGUUCUGGCUCUUUGCCCCCAGUGAUACCAGACUGUCUGAGAGCUGAUGUGAGAAUCCAAGCCGAUCAGAGUCCUACAUGUACCCAAUACAACAGCAGCACUAACGUCACAUAUGGCUUCCUCUAUCCACCCAAUCUUAACAGAACAGCAGAAGAGCAGUAUGAUGGUUUGACUUUGAGCAAUGUGGUUCCCAUGUAUCCAGCAUUUAAAAGAGUGUGGCAGUAUUUCCACAAUAUUUUGCUUCUGAAGUCUUCCUCGCAGUAUAACGGCAUUAAUGUGGUGACAGGACCUGCAUUUGAUUACAACUUUGAUGGCCAGUUUGACACUGCAGAUCAGAUCACACAGUUUGUUACAGGUACUAAUAUCCCCGUCCCCACACAUUACUUUGCCAUCUUGACGAGCUGCUUGGACUCAAAUCAGCCGGUGAAUGACUGUAAGGGAGAUUUACACACAGUGUCAUUUCUAAUGCCACACCGACCUGACAACUCUGAGAGCUGCAAGAGUGACCAGGAUGAGUCGAACUGGGUGGAGGACUUGCUUUGGUUCCACCAGUCACGUGUCAGAGAUGUCGAAUGGAUCACGGGAUUGGAUUUCUUUGGGAAGAGUGGCCGACCAAUCCCUGAGAUUCUGCGGAUAAAGACCCGUCCCACAGCUGCCAUUCACAGAAAGCAAUGAUUCAUUAUAUUAUUUAUAUAGUCAUGAAAUCGCUCAUAAAAUAUAGACUUUAGUCAUUAAAUGAACCAAAAUAUUCACUGACCAAUGCACUGAACUCAUUUGUCCUCAUGUUUAUUCUUGGCUACAGAACUGAUGUCUUAUAGUCCAUAGAGUCAU